This is a messenger RNA of Ustilaginoidea virens, 939 nucleotides long. RefSeq lists its product as uncharacterized. Bases 1 to 939 code for a protein of 312 amino acids. The transcript is spliced from 4 exons. NCBI's taxonomy places the organism in Eukaryota, Fungi, Ascomycota, Sordariomycetes, Hypocreales, Clavicipitaceae. Gene Ontology annotation, cellular component: endoplasmic reticulum membrane. The record is from RefSeq and is a predicted model, not a curated record. Gene Ontology annotation, biological process: cellular response to oxidative stress; protein N-linked glycosylation.
AUGACGAUGGGCCGUCCUGAUCACCGGACCUCGUCGAGUAUAGCAUCUUCACCACCUGCCACUGCCAGCACCGCCGCGGUUGGAACCUCGUCUCUACGCGACACCUACGGCGGCCGCCCCCGUGAGCGCAGCCAGAGCCAUCAUCAUCACGUCGAUUCCUCCUCCACUGUCUCGUUGCCCAACUCUCCGUCUCCGCCGCCGAUUCGCCCAUCCAUCCUGCAGCCGCGAGUCGCAGUCGCGUUGAACGUCAGCCCUCACUGGCACAUAUAUCUCUUCGCAUUCCGUCUUUUCUCCAUUGUCCCUGCCCUCUGGUGGGGCCUCCCGUGCGCCUUGCAACUGGUCUUGAGCAUAUUGCCCGGGCCGGAUAGAAUACUGGUUGUGCGAGGUAGCUGGGAUGGCAGACCACAGAAUAGCGACAAUGCCGUUCCUUUCGCACUCACAGAGGGCGCUUUAGCAACAACAUGGAGUUUUGCUUGCGGAUAUCUCGCCUUCUUCUUCACCGAUUGCCUCAUGUCAAGAUGGCUCAUUCACUAUACCCCGCAAGCGACCAUAGUUCGCCUGCUGACCAUCAACGUGGUCAACGCAUAUCUCACAAUGACUGUCCUAUCUUUGGCUGGCGGUUUCCGAGACCACCGGCUCAUGCUCCCCGGCUGGAUCGGCAUAGCAACUACAUUGACCGUGUGUUACCACAUCGCUCACCAGAAAAUCAACAUACGCAAGGAGACUUCAACAUCGAUCAACGUCUUUUCUAUAGCAAGCUACAUCAGCAUGGUCACGCUGCUCGUACACAUGCACUGCGUCCAUGAAGACUAUCCCACCAUGCCACUGGUCAGUCGUCUUCGAAACAUAUGGCGUGGUCUUCAUGCGAUGCUACUUCAGAUCAAAGCAGCCAUUGAACGAACGGAGCGAACGGAGCGAACGGAGCGAGCGGAUCUUUGA